This is a messenger RNA of Aspergillus neoniger CBS 115656, 1521 nucleotides long. RefSeq names its product MFS general substrate transporter. Gene Ontology annotation, molecular function: carboxylic acid transmembrane transporter activity. The record is from RefSeq and is a predicted model, not a curated record. The transcript has 8 exons. NCBI's taxonomy places the organism in Eukaryota, Fungi, Ascomycota, Eurotiomycetes, Eurotiales, Aspergillaceae. Gene Ontology annotation, biological process: transmembrane transport; carboxylic acid transport. Gene Ontology annotation, cellular component: plasma membrane. Bases 1 to 1521 code for a protein of 506 amino acids.
AUGGCUGUAGCAACCAAUUGCUCCGCGACCGAACGGGUUGAAACCACCAUGAAGCAUAGCCAUCAAGGCGAGAUAAUGAAGCAAGACGACACCAAUUCCAUCGAAGAUGGUGAGUUACGGGCUUCAUCAGGUGUAUUGAACGUUGUCAUCUCGGGACUGGGACUCUUCAGUGAUGGCUAUAAUGCUCAGAUCACUUGCAUAAGAAAAAUCACUAAUCUCACCCGCAAAGUCGGCUACAUGGAGCCUUUGUUCUCUGUCUUGUAUAAAAAUACCAUGUCCUCAAGCAUCAAAACCAGACUAUCGAAUUCCUUCCUUAUUGGAGAGAUCUUUGGUAUGCUCUUCUUCGGUGCUUUGAUUGACCGAGUAGGAAGACGGACAGGAGUGGUGGCGACUACCUUGUUCUUGGUGCUUGGUAUCAUCUUGUCUGCUGCAGCACACGGUACCUCGGAGUUGGGGAUGUUUUGGAUGAUGAUUGUUGCUCGCGGUAUCGCUGGGUUCGGAGCUGGUGGCGAGUAUCCUGUCUGCGCAACCAGUGCAACUGAGGCCGCUGAUGAGACUGCAAACCUUCGAAAGAAGAGAGGAUUUCUGGUCGCGUCAACCACAGAUUUUGCUGUGGAUAUGGGCUUCGUGGCCGCCGGUAUUGUGGCUCUCAUUGUUCUCGCUUGCUUCCACCAGGAUGUCAAGAGUGGUGUUUGGAGGGUCUGUUUUGGGCUUGGUUUUGUGAUCCCGGUUUUCAUGUGUUUUUUUCGGAUUCGCAUGAUCAACUCGAAGCAAUAUCGCAAGCACGCCAUAAAGUCGCGGUAUCCAUACUGGCUAGUCCUUCGGAGGUAUUGGAAACCGAUACUGGGAACCUCUCUCGCUUGGUUCUGCUACGACUUUGUCACGUAUCCAUUUGGACUCUUCACUUCUACCAUUAUCUCUCAACUGAGCCCCAACAAUACAACAGUGGAAAAUAUUGGGUACGGUACGGUUGUUAAUUGCUUCUAUCUCCCAGGCUGCCUACUGGGAGGGCUCCUGAUGGAUAAAAUUGGAAGAAAGCAGAACAUGACUCUCGGCUUCGUGCUCUGGGGUAUAUGGGGCUUCGUUCUGGGCGGCGCUCUUCGCCCGAUACAGUCAGUAUUCCCGUUAUUCGUCGUUAUGUACGGCAUUUUCAACGCCCUGGGUGAGAUGGGCCCCGGUGUGUCGACCUUUCUGUGCGCCGCAGAGUCAUUCCCCACGCCGCUUCGUGGUCACUUCCUUGGUCUGGCCGCCGCAGUUGGAAAGGCGGGUGCAUCAAUUGGGACUGAAGUAUUUACGCCCAUUCAGGACUCAUUCUCAUCUACCGAAAAAGGUCAACAAGCCGUCUUCCUGAUAGGGUCGGCUUUCUGUAUGGUUGGUGCGUUGAUAGCGUGGUUCCUGAUCCCGGAUAUGUCGCGAGAGCUGGAAACCGAGGAUGCCAGGUUCAAGGCGUAUUUGGAAGAGAACGGAUACGACAUCAGUUCAUAUGGGGAGGCGCUCUGCGUGGAGCAAAAAGAUAGAUAG